Molecule: messenger RNA, 2437 nt
Organism: Hyla sarda
Lineage: Eukaryota; Metazoa; Chordata; Amphibia; Anura; Hylidae
Product: omega-hydroxyceramide transacylase-like
Exons: 6
Coding region: 436-1317 (293 amino acids)
Biological process (GO): lipid homeostasis; triglyceride catabolic process
Cellular component (GO): lipid droplet; membrane; cytoplasm
Molecular function (GO): triacylglycerol lipase activity
Source: RefSeq, a predicted model, not a curated record
GCAAAUCUCCCCCUAAGUCACUAGCUUUAGAAGAGAAUAGGGUCGGCUGCUCCCAUUAACGUUUGACCUAUACAAGUAACGUGAACCUAGACGAAGGAAAAUCAAGUUUGUCGAAAGAUCUGACAAGAGCUUCAAUUACUGUGCUGGGAAGGCAGCACUAUGGACAAUGUGAACAGCCUGGAACCAGAAAGUCCGCCUGUCAGUCAGCUUAUGUAACCUGCAGACCUAACAGGGUAUUUAACUGAUUGGUUACUACAAAGGGACUCUUUGUUGACUGCAGACUUUUUAGCCUAAUCCUACAGGGGGUCUGAGAAGGGGCUGCUGCCUUAUUUUUACAUUGCAUAAAUCCUGCAGCAUAAAUUCAUGAAGACUCAGUAAGGAGUUUAUUUCCUGGACACAGUCUCAAGGCAAGGACACAGCAGCUCUCUUAAUGCCAUGGAAUUUGAGGCACUCUUUGGAAAGUCUCUCUCUUUCUCAGGCAGUGGUUUUCUGGCUUUAUACCAGAUUGGAGCAGUGAAAGCCCUGCUUGACCUGGCCCCCGAAAUAUUGAAGUCAGCCCCUAAGGUGUAUGGAGCUUCAGCUGGGUCUCUUGUUGCAGCUGCUAUAGUCUUCCAAGUAAAUCUAGGUGCGCUAAAGAAAAUAAUCUUAGAUGCAGCCAAUGAAGCUAGGAAAACCAUAUUUGGGCCAUUUUUUCCAACUUUUAAUUUAUUAACCAUUUUACGGAAAGGUAUUCUCAGCCUUUUGCCUGACAAUGCACAUGAGGUUGCAACAGGAAGACUCAGUGUUGCUCUCACGCGUCUAUCCGAUGGAAAAAACCAAAUGGUUUCUAAUUUCAAGUCCAAAGAGGAGGUUGUGCAGGCUCUUAUCUGCAGUUGUUUUGUUCCUUUUUAUUGUGGCUUUGUGCCACCUUUAUUUCGAGGAGUGAGAUACAUUGAUGGUGGAUUUACAAACUUUCAGCCAUUUUAUGGUUUUAAGUCGGUAACAACUGUAUCCCCCUUCACAGGGGAGAUAGACAUUUGUCCCAGAGAUUGCCCUGUCAGCCAUCUAUGCUUUCAAGUUUUCAAUACCAGCUUCCAGCUCUCAAUCGGGAACCUGUGUAGACUGAGCCAUGCUUUAUUCCCACCACCAACCGUAGUACUCAAUAACUUUUACUGCCAAGGUUAUAAAGAUGCUGUUUUUUAUCUAAUUUCCAAUGGAAAAUUCCAAUGGCGCCUUGCAUAUCCGAUCUCUGAGAAAUGCUUCACCAACCAUAAGAGUUUUAAAAGAAGAAUGCAAGAAAUUAUUAUGGGAAAAUAUCCUGUGGAACUGCGUAUUUAAGCUUCAGCAUUUACUGGAAGAGAAUUUUGGAUACGUCAGGAUGCAUAACUUUUACAUUACAAUCACAAAUUCAGGUGUUAAUAUAUUUUAUAUUCCACUACCGGUGCUACUUUAACAUGCAUGUUCUAUGCAAGCCAGGAAUACAAAGUGGUCCAGUUGCUAAGCUUUUUAAUAUAGGUGCAUACCUCAGAUAUGUAUUUUGGUCCGGUAUGCAUCUUGUUUUUUACAGUGGUAGUCAAUGGCAGAUGUAUAACGUUACUGUUUAAGCAUACAGUUACAUAUAUGUGAUAUGUAUAUUGGGGCGCGCUCCUAAACAUUUAUGCUAAGCCCUACAACCAGCAGAUUUUUAAGUCUGUUUAAUUUAUUUCCCUUUCAAAACUAAACCUGGCUUCCAGCAGAGGGAAAAAGGAAAGCCAAAGGGAUGGCUUUCUUACUGUCAGAGGAAACGGGAGCCAAACAUAUUGCAUUGAUGGUUAUGUUGUGCAAAAACUGCAAUGUACUUAGACAUUGGGGCAGAUUUAUUAUUCCAAAUGAAUUCUGGCUCAAUUUGUGCCAAAGAACCAGCAUGCCUUGCACCACUUUUAUUAUAUGUUUUUAGAUGUUUUUUACACCUCUCUCAGCAAGGAGACAUGGCGUAAUUGAAAGACCUGCAACUUGAAACGCCACACUACAUAACACAACUUUGGUGCAAAAUAUUGGAGUAAAGUUAGCCAACCAGUGGUUGGUAUAAUAUUAGACAAAAGUGUCUGAAAAUGUUUUCGAUUUGUCAUAAAGUGUAAGCCACUGUGGUAAAUUUGGUGCAUGUUCAGACUGUCUGAGCUAAGGGGGUGAAGUUUAUCAAGACCGCUGCUUCAUACAAUGGUCUAGGAAAAAUAAUGUGCUGUAGUAAGAUACACCAUAUUUUUCAGAAGGCACUCACCUUUUGCAGAUUGAUAUGUUCCCCGCUGAGGAUUAGAAUGUCUUCUCCAAUCUUUUGUACUAUAUUAUCUUAUUUGUUCUCCAUGCAAAUAAUAUCUGUUCAAUGUUCCUCAUGGCAUCCUGUGUACACAUACCGAUACUAUGAUCUUGAUAUGAUAUUAAUAUUCAUUUGUGACAGAACUGAUGUUGCCUUUAAAAUCUA